GCCGGAAGGAGGGCUGUGAGGACGUGUUCGGAGGAACCCGGAGCCGGACCCUGCAGGGCCGGCGACAUGGAACAGCUGUACCAGCAAACGAACAAGCAGGUCCACCAGAUCCAGUCUCACAUGGGACGCCUGGAGUCAGCAGACAAGCAGUCUGUGCACUUAGUAGAAAACGAAAUCCAAGCAAGCAUAGACCAGAUAUUCAGCCAUCUAGAACGUCUGGAGAUUUUGUCCAGCAAGGAGCCCCCUAACAAAAGACAGAAUGCCAAACUUCGUGUUGACCAGUUAAAAUAUGAUGUCCAGCAUCUGCAGACUGCUCUCAGAAACUUCCAGCAUCGGCGAUACGCAAGAGAGCAGCAGGAGAGGCAGAGAGAGGAGCUUCUGUCUCGCACCUUCACUACCAACGACUCUGACACCACCAUACCAAUGGAUGAAUCACUGCAGUUUAACUCCUCCCUCCAGAAAAUUCACCACGGCAUGGAUGACCUCAUUGGAGGCGGGCACAGUAUUCUGGAGGGACUGAGGGCCCAGAGAAUGAUCUUGAAGGGGACUCAGAAGAGGAUCCUUGACAUUGCCAAUAUGCUGGGCUUGUCCAACACAGUGAUGCGGCUCAUCGAGAAGCGGGCUUUCCAGGACAAGUACCUGAUGAUCGGUGGGAUGCUGCUCACCUGUGUGGUCAUGUUCCUCGUGGUGCAGUACUUGACAUGACUCAGCUAAGCCCAGCAGCCGGACAGCGUUCCCACUGCAUGAGUGUGUGCGUGUGCGUGAGAGAGACUGGGGGGCCCAGAGGCCACGUUUUGAAGUGUAUGUUCAUCUUAACUGUGAAAACCACUCAGAAGUAAUUGUGAUCUGUAACCUAGUGAGAGUGUCAAGCCUGCUCUGUUUUCUGUGGCAUCUUGGAGGGGAAGCUAGUGCUACCAAGUUUGUGGUGCAUAGAAAAUGAACGAAGUACCUAUUCUCUCUCACUCUUACUCUCACUAGGAGAGGAAGUAAUUUAAGGGUAAGGGAUGAAGAAGGAAGGGAGGAGAAUGGUUUUGGUGGUUUUGUCCAAAGGGCUGGUGCGUGCCCCAGGAAGGCUUUCACGGUGACCCUUGUGGACAGGACUGUCUGCACUUUGUCAUCAUCCAGCCUCUCUGGCUCCUGAUGGAUAGGCUGGAGCAGCAAUGAAGAGGAGGAGGGGAAAUAAGUCUUCUUUUCCUGCACCCAUUCUAGUAAAUGGACUACAUGAUCUUGCUACUAGCCACCCAACCCGUAAAAUGACAAGCAGAUGACUGACUGCCCAUACUUGUCACCCUUCCCCAGAAGCAGCUACUUAGAGGAAACAGGCAUUGAUGUUGCUGUUGACGAGUAAGAGUUUCCACAUUACAGCUGUUGGGUGUUUCUCCUUUCUAAAGUGAGGCCACUGUUACUUUCUGGGUGUGUUCAGUCCUGAGACUAGAGACCCUAGUUAUGGAAUUUUUUUUUUUUUUUGUAGUUAAUAGAAUGGUUGGCUUUUAAGGUUCUAAGACUGUAGCCUGGCACCCAUGCCCAGGCUUUGUUGGGCAUUUGCCUCUUAGAAAGCUGCAAGCAAAGGAAAGUGAUCUGUCAAUUAUAGUCUCAUUUCUAGUUUUAGCAUCUCCGAUUCUUUGGCUUUCUUCCCUUCCCUUGAAGUACAUUAGCAGCUGCCAGCCAAGCCCCGAUUCUGCCCAGUCACUGUGGGCAGAUGCCACCCUAAAACUGUCUGUGGUGUCCUUGUGAGACUCUCUUUCUAGGGACCAGGACCUUUUUCCUUCUCUGACCAACCCUGGAUUAAGACUGUACAGUAUCUGGUGUAUUAUGGAAUUUAUUGUAAAGCUAGCCUCUCUAUUUUGAUUACUUGCUGAAAGUACUGGAAAGACCUAGUUAACAUUUUUUUAUUGAACACGGGCCUUUCUAGCUCUGUGCUCGGUAGCUUUAUGGCAAGACAUAAAAUAGCACUCACAAUGUCCCAGGAAACUGGAAACCUGGCCAGUGUUACCCUACCUUUGUCUUGCUCUACCAACAGUCAUCAUUUCUUGUUACUUGGACUAUCUUAUGUCUUCUUUCCCUUUUCUGUGUGUUCCAUUCCACCUCGCUCAUUCCCCUCCCACCUGUAGCAGUAUUAGUAUUUUCAGCUACAUCUGUGACACAGAUCCUCUUUUGGUAAAUGUUUCUUAAUACCCAUGGAUUUCUUGGGUAGUGAUACCACACUUUUGGUGGAAUCUCUGUUGCUCUGGGCCCUGGGUUUCCAAAGAAAGGGGAAUCCUAAAAGGAUUGGAGGUCCUGAAAGAAUGAAAAUGGCGUCCUGGAGAGCGGAGAGAGGGGGUGAGGCAUCUUCAGGCCUAGAUCUAAUUUUGGGGAGGUACAGUUUGAAAUUUCCCUCACACCCAGCACCCCUGCCAUCCUGGGGACCUACCAUAGGGCUCUUAGCCAUUUAUAAAAUGGGUUUUUAAACUGCACAAACCUGGCUGUUCUAUUCCCUUGAAGAUCUUCCCAGACUGUGUACUUUGGAGGAAGGUGUACAAGGAGCAGCUUCCAUGUGGACUUGAACUCUGGAAAACCAAAAGUCCCCCCCCCACUCUCUCCUCCAUUGUCUGAGGUGACAUCCAUUUAUUUGUAGUCACCCCACUAUGUUCCACACUUUGUAGUGAUUAUUGGCCUUGAUGAACCAGGAGUAAGGCCUUCCCCCACCCUCAGAGCCACUCUACCUGCCUUUGUAAUAAAAAUUGUGGAGGUAUUUUGUGGGUCUUGGCCAUCUUGGGCUAGGAAACAGCCACAGUGCAUCUGUGAGAGAAACAUCUUAGCCUAACCCUGCUGUCUCCAUAGUCCCAAGUAUAGGAAAGGGUCCUAGGCCAGGGAAGGAGCGCCUCCUAGUGGACCCGGGGUGAAUUAUCAGGUUGAGCUGGUGCAAGAAUCUGUUGACAGCCUCUGACCUUGUGCAGGCUGUUGGUACAGGUUUGUCUCUGGAGGUUUGAGACAGGUGGAUUCUCAAGGAACUUGGGAAUAUCUUCUUUCUGUGAAAUUUACUUGUAUGACCACCUUAAGAAACACCAAACUCAAAGACCAAGUAAGUAGGAGAGUCUUGAUUUUUAUAGGCUUUAUUGCUCGGUUUUUUCCUAAGUCCUUUGCCCUAAUGACUUAAAUGGGUUUGAUUCGCAAAUUUGGACUUGAACCCAUUGUUUUCCAAACACAUCGGCUAAAUAAAGUUGAGAUUUAUUUUA
Molecule: messenger RNA, 3215 nt
Organism: Pteronotus mesoamericanus
Lineage: Eukaryota; Metazoa; Chordata; Mammalia; Chiroptera; Mormoopidae
Gene: GOSR2
Product: golgi SNAP receptor complex member 2
Exons: 6
Coding region: 67-705 (212 amino acids)
Biological process (GO): intra-Golgi vesicle-mediated transport; vesicle fusion
Cellular component (GO): endoplasmic reticulum membrane; SNARE complex; Golgi apparatus
Molecular function (GO): SNARE binding; SNAP receptor activity
Source: RefSeq, a predicted model, not a curated record